Penicillium arizonense is the source of this 771-nucleotide messenger RNA. RefSeq lists its product as uncharacterized. The transcript is spliced from 2 exons. The record is from RefSeq and is a predicted model, not a curated record. Bases 1 to 771 code for a protein of 256 amino acids. NCBI's taxonomy places the organism in Eukaryota, Fungi, Ascomycota, Eurotiomycetes, Eurotiales, Aspergillaceae.
AUGCCAACCCCAAUCCCUUCCUUCCUCCUCCCCCGAGGCCCCCCCUCAACCCUAAUCAUGCGCACCCUCCACCGCCAACCACAACGAACAUUCACGACAACGCGCGCAGCCUUCAAAAAAGCCAAAAGCAAUGCCAAUGCCAACAGCAAACCGCGCGUCCUUGAAAAACCAGACAAGUUCCGACCCCCGUCACACCCCCAGCGCUAUGUAGCGCCAUCGCCCAAAAACGCACCCCCAGGCCAACCAUUCGAAUACGGUCCUCGCACAACUCCCAAGGAAAUCGAAGAGCAGAACACGAAGCAGUAUCCGAAUAUGUUCCCGCCGGAGGGGACGGUUAUGCAUAAGUUUUUGACUAGUAAAUGGAUUCAUAUUUGGAUUGCCAUGAGCAUUCUCUUCUCCCUAGCAACAUUCACCUUCACAACAAACUUCAAAGCAACCUCCCCCUUCGCCCAUCUCCUCCCAUCCUGGUCCGAACUCCUAACCAGUCCCUUCGGCACAAUUUCGCGCGCCUUCUCUGUGUGGCGUAUGCAUGUGCAGCAUGAGUCUAUGCGUGUGCGUGAACAGAGGCACCGCCGUGUUGAGGAUGCUGAGAAGAGGAAGAUGUAUCGGGUUGCGCAUGGAUUGGAGGAGGAGGAUGCUAAGAAGGAGGACGGUGGGGCGAAGAAAGAGGUGGAUGUGCAGAGUCCUGUUGCUGUUGAGGUUGGUGAGGGGGAGUUUGUUGAUUGGGAGGGAAAGAAGAGACCCGUUAAGAAGUGGUUUGGGAUUUGGUGA